GACCGACCCAGCCGGUCUAGUUGGAAAAACCGAAAAACUCGGCGCUCUUAGGCUUAACAUAUAAAUCCCUACGAUUCUCCAAAAUCCCAAAAAAGCUCGCGCGUUCAACAGUUGAUAAAGAGAAGCAAAUUGAAUUGAAUCAGAGAGCUUAAGGGUUUUUGAAGAGAAGCGAAGAUGGGAGAGCGUAAGGUUCUGAACAAGUACUAUCCACCGGACUUCGACCCAUCGAAGCUGCCCAGAAUUAGGAGGCCCAAGAAUCAACAGAUAAAGGUGCGGAUGAUGCUUCCCAUGAGCAUUCGCUGCAAUACUUGUGGCAAUUACAUCUACAAAGGCACCAAAUUCAAUUCUCGCAAAGAAGAUGUCGUCGGAGAGACAUAUUUGGGAAUUCAAAUAUUUAGAUUUUACUUCAAAUGUACCAAAUGCUCCGCUGAGCUCGCGAUGAAGACAGACCCACAGAAUUCAGACUAUGUUGUUGAGGCCGGUGCUACACGAAAUUUUGAACCCUGGCGCAAUGAGGAUGAGGAAUUAGAUAAGGAGAAACAAAAAAGGGAGUCUGAAGAAAUGGGAGAUGCGAUGAAAUCCUUGGAGAACAGAACCCAGGAUUCCAAAAGAGAGAUGGACAUCAUGGCUGCUUUGGAUGAGAUGAAGUCCAUGAAGGCCAGACAUUUUAAUGUGAGUGUGGAUGAUAUGUUGGAGGCUUUGAAACAUACGGCUGCUUUAAAGGAGAAAAUGAUUGAAGAGGAGGAUGAAGCAGCCUUAAAAUCAGUACUAUUCCAUAACUCAAAAGAUUUUGUUCGAAGGGUUCCUGAUGAAGAUAUUGAGCCUUUAAGUGGCAACGGUGAAACAUCAGAUCAUAAUUUCAAGAGGCCAAAGCUUACCCAAGACGCACCUAGCAACCCGACAGAUUGGUUGACAAAAAGCAGUAUUUUUAAUAUCUCAAGCAACAGAGGAAAUCAAAAUGGCUCAGAAGCUCCAACUGAUGCUAAAUUCACUCUGAAGUCGUCAACUGUUAGGGUUUCUAUAGUUAAGAAACCAGUUGCGGCUGAAGGUAACAAGUCCGCGGAAGGAGAAGAUAAGAAACAAUUGGGAGAGGAGGUUCAAAAUUCUACAAAACCAAAUGAUGAAAAGCAAGAGGGAGAGAAUAAAACCAAUGUUACAAGCAAUGUACUACAGUCAUUGUGCCAAAACUAUGAUAGUGAUGAUGAAUAGUUGUCGAUUAGUUUUAUCUACUUCUCAUUUUUAUUCCCACAAUCAUGUCUUGAGGAAAUCUUUUCAGUAUAUCCUGAUCUAUCUUGGUUACCAUUAUGUAUUAAGAGAAUGAAUGUUGUAAAAAUUAGUACAUAACUUCUGUAGUGUGGGCCUAACUUUUCUGAAGGAAAUAUUUUAACUUUCUGGCCC
Messenger RNA from Prunus dulcis (almond), 1398 nucleotides. RefSeq names its product splicing factor YJU2. The record is from RefSeq and is a predicted model, not a curated record. Bases 175 to 1209 code for a protein of 344 amino acids. Gene Ontology annotation, cellular component: U2-type catalytic step 1 spliceosome. NCBI's taxonomy places the organism in Eukaryota, Viridiplantae, Streptophyta, Magnoliopsida, Rosales, Rosaceae. Gene Ontology annotation, biological process: mRNA splicing, via spliceosome. The transcript is spliced from 9 exons.